CUUUAGCCGAGUAUGAGCGGCGUUUUCGCGUUUGUCGCUCGAGUUCCAUUCACGAAAACGACCUGUUCGAACAACCACCCCCUCGUGUGCCUGUCGGAGGAAGGGUUAAGGCGUGCUUGAGCCACUUGUGUCGGGUUGAAGUCGGAUUAAACGCGAGAAAUCGAGAGACAAGAAGGUCGAACGGCGGAUACAGGCGUGUCUCUUCCGUACGGUUGCUCGAUUUCACGUACCUCGACUGUCAGUAAGGGUACCUGGAAGAGGAUAAGGGGUAGCAGAGCCUGGAAUAGUUCAUUUUGGGUUAACGUACCACCGAUUGAUAUUUUUCUUUUCUUCUGUAAAUCGCUGAUCGUUUUCUUCGAGUGGAAAGGAGAAAGAGAUGCUGUAGCGUGAACACCGUGGUAAACGGGUCGUUAUUACGCGUGUAUGGUGGAUUAUGCGUGAUCGUAGAAACGAGGAAGUGAGGUAAAAGUGUUUUUUCGGGGCAAAAGCGGGCCGGCGAGCGAGGGGGCUCCGGGACUCGAGCAACAGGAAAAUAUCAGCUCGAUGCCGGAGGCGUCAGGGUCAGAAGUGGCCGAUGAGUCGGAUUAUUCGAUUUUCGAGAAUAAGACCGGCUUGGCCGAGGACAUGAAGUUUCUGGCUAGUAUGCCGGAACUAUGCGACGUGACCUUCCUCGUCGGUGAAACAAAAGAGCCCAUUUGCGCUGUGAAGGCUGUUUUAGCAGCCAGAAGUAGGGUGUUUCAAAAGAUGUUUUACCAAGCACCCAGUCCACAGCGUAAAAAGGAACCACCGCCGAAGGAAAACAAGAUCCGACUAUUCCUGAAAAGAAGCUCGGAGCCACUGCUGAAUCUGCAAAACGCGGCGCAACAGCGGUCAGGGUUCGCGCAGCAGUUGGCUCCCAUACAAGAGCCGAAUCAACAUCAGACCGUAAUCAUCGAGGAAUUCGAGCCCGACGUGUUUCGUCAGCUGAUCGAGUAUAUUCAUACUGGAUGUGUGACGUUACAACCUAGAACUUUAUUAGGAUUGAUGAAUGCCGCCGAUUAUUAUGGAUUAGAACAACUGAGAAAAGCUUGCACUGGAUUCGUACAAUGUUGUAUAACAGUGGACACUGUGUGCGCUUUAUUAGCGUCGGCAGAACGAUACAUUCAGUACAAGUGUACGAAAUCCUUGGUCCAUAAGGUAUUCGAAUUCGUCGACGAACAUGGCAACGAAGUGUUGAAUUUAGGAUCCUUCACGCUACUUCCCCAACAUGUGGUUCGCUUGAUCCUGGCAAGAGAAGAGUUACGAGCCGAUGAAUUCACCAAGUUUCAAGCGGCCUUGAUGUGGAGUAAGAAGUAUUGCGACAGCAAUCAAAAUCAAGAUUUGAAAGACGUGAUUGGCAAUUUCCUCGAGUACAUUCAGUUCCAUAAGAUCCCUGCGAACGUGCUAAUGAGAGAAGUUCAUCCUCUGGACUUGGUGCCUUCGAGGAUCAUAGUGAACGCGUUGGCCUAUCAGGCAGACCCGGCAAGCGUCGAUCCCGGACACCUGUCCCCCCACAGAGUAAAGCACCAGGACCGUAGUUUGUCGGUGCAGUCAUCUCUACAGGACCAAUUCGGCAGCAACACAUCGCUAAGCUCGACUGGGUCUGACGAGGGGUCCGACGAGAAGCAGCAUUCAGGUAAAUACGGCAUAGCAGAGCAGGAGAUAAGGGAGCAGGAACGAUGGCCGAAGCAUCGCUCUUCCGAAGAGGAGGAUAUACAGCGGUUGAUCGAGCAACGCAGUCAGUAUCAAUCGAUGAGGCAAGAGGAUACGCUGCAACGACAGCACGAUGAACAGCUGAUCAGGAAGCAGGAGGAGGAGCUAAGGAGACAGGAGAUGCAGGAAGAGUUCGAGAGGAGGCAGAAAGAACUGCAGAAGAAGAAGAAGCAGGAGGAGGAGUUGAAAAAGCAAAAAGAGCAGGAGAAGCUGAAGAAGCAGCAGGAACAGGAGGAGCCGAAGAAGGAGGGAAAGCAGGAACAGAAAGGACUGAAGAGAGAACAGGAAGAAGAGUUGAAGAAGACAGUAAAAGAAGUCGAGGAUGUGACGAAGAAGCAAAAAGAGGAAGAGGUUAAUCGACAGAGUCUAGAAGAAAAGAAGCAGGAGGAAGAAUUGAAGAAGCAGGAGGAAGAAUUGAAGAAGCAGGAGGGAGAAUUGAAGAAGCAGGAGGAAGAAUUGAAGAAGCAGGAGGAAUUUAAAAAGGAGGAGGCUUCGAAGGAAGGAAAACGAGAAGCAGAUUUGGAGAAGAAGCAAGAAGAGGAGAAGGAGAAGAAGGAACAGCUGCUGGAAGUUCAGAAAGAAGAUGAAGAGAAGCAGAAACAUCGAGAGGAUAAACAAGAAUUACGACAACCGGAAGAAUCGCAGAGCGAAGGAAAGAUUGAAGAAGAAAACGAAUCAGAGGAACCAAGCCUAUCGAAUCAGGAAAAAUCACAGCAACAAUUGGAAGAAGAGGAAAGAAUAAGAAGGGAGCAGGAGUUACUAAAGCAGCAGAAGGAAAAGGAACAACGAAGAAUUCGCGAGGAUAGAAAACUGCAACUACAGUUGCAGGAACUGAAAACUCAAUGGGCAUCGGAGGAAUUAACAAUAUACAAGCAGGAAGAAGCCUUGCAACGACAGAUAGAGAACCUGAGAUACGAGGAGCAAUGGGAGAGUCGACAAUUCCAGCAGAUGCAGUUGUAUUUGGAAGGUCGGAAGCCUGAGGCGGAAAAGAAACCAGAAAGGCGGCAAACAACGGAACGAAAGAAGGCGGAAAAGAGGAAAGACGAAAGAGUAGAGAUUAGGGUACACGGGGCGGAAUCCCCUAAACAGGAAGACCCUGCCGUGACUGGUUUCUACAUAAAGUUAGUAGUGAGGCAGGAAGGCAGGGCGAAUUUGGUUUGGUUGUUCAAAACGCACAAAUUUUAAAUGGUUCUCGUUUCUCGUUAUCCUCUACUCUGGUUUUAUACACUGUUGACAUUUUAUAUAAUAAUUAACAAAUUAAUUUUCUCGCUGGAAGAGAAUCGUUUCAGAGUAUGACUAUUCCUAUUGUUUGAGUUGUCUCGCCAGAGAUUUCUAUAUGACGAAUCGUUGUGUUUUGCGAGGAACAUUCUUAGUACAUUAAUGUUUUUUAUCGUUGGAACCGUAUUCAGGUAUUUAUGAUAAACGCGGAGACGUUCACUCAUGGUGGUUGUUAAUAAAACCGAAUCUCCAUCUACAGUCAGUCAGUAAAAAAUCCACCUCUGUAAAUGAUUGUAGACGAGGUACGUGCUCAUUAAAGUGAUUUAAUAGGUCAUACUAUACUACUACGAUAAUCUUACGAUUAUUUUAAGGAUACUCUUAAUUUGCGUAGUCUGUGGGUUGUAAUUGAACGCGAAGAGUUAUUUCGGUAACACACUGCUCAAGAUGAUUAGAAAAUUGCGUACACGAAUCUAUUUAUUCCUAACGAAAUUUGAUUAUUUUCCAUGCUAAGUACACGGUAUCCUUUUACAUUUUCAACGAUUGAUUUAUUCGAAAAAAUUAUUCGAGGAACCGGCGAAGUAAUUCUCCGAUUGCUUCGAGCAGUAUAUCAGCAUCAAAACGCAAAAUGUUAUCGAUACUGAUUUUGAGAGUGUUAUUUUACAACUGACAUCUUAACGACUACUUAUAUACGAUAAUUUACACGCGUUGCCUGCCUGUGAAUUCCCAACCAUUUCUUCGAUCUAAUCAUUAUCAAUUAUAUGGUGUCACGCGACGGCGGAGAACACGACUUUCGUCGACAUCAAUCAAUUCUCGCUUUCCCAUUAAACCACUACUUCAUGAUACUAUACUUAUUGCUCCGUCGACUUUUCUACUAUUCUCGUAUUAUUAUUAUGGCGAUCUACUAUCGCAGAUCGAAAAGGUCUACCCGAUUUUUUACCAAGCAUCUCGAACAUUCAUUCGAUCACUGCACGAAGAAGAGGAAGUAGAAGAUCUGUACCGUUUAUUAUGAAAGAGAUUUUAACGUUCGUACGAAAUGAAAAAUAAAGUAUGCACAGUACUAGUAUGAGCAGCUAAUGAGAAAAUUAAGAAGUAUCUAUGUAGACGUUAUUGUUGAACUCUUUUACAAGGAAAAGACUACAAAUUAUAUACAUAUACAUAUAUAUAUAAACACAAGAGAAUAUAUAUACACGAUAUCUAUAUUUGACACUAUAUUAAAAAAAAAAAAAGAAAAACAAUUGAUAUCGCUUAUGGGCGAGGUGUUCGAGAGCUGUGGUCGACGACUUGACAAUGAUAAAUCAUUUCAUAAAUUGUUACUAGAAUCUUACAAUUAGUUCUAUGCUUCGGACUUUUAAAAUGAAUGUUUGAAAUGUGAAAAUGAACGUUUCUAAAAAUGAAUCUUGACAAUGAUGUACCCUCGAACGAAAAUCGACGUUGUUUCGAUGAAAAUUGUCGAUUUUUAUUUGCCACGAUCUCUUAUUUUUCUACUUCAACAUUUUCAUACGACUUACUUACUUACUAUACCCUGAAUAAUAUAAUUUCGCUCGCAUGGAAAUGUAAUUCUGCUGUUACGUUACAGCCGCUUUUUAUCACGAUUACGAUUGACAAUGAUAAAAAAGUGCAGUACGGUUAAUAUACAACAAUUUUACACGGGUGUGAAGCUGUAUAAUCGUGCUGCUGACUCGCAUCCACUUGCGUGCUUGCAACGAAAAAUUGUUUAUGAAACUGUGAAUACACAAAGUAGUAGUAAGUAAUGUUUAACGUGCAACAGGAGGAAAAGUGUUUUCGACGAUAAUUUCGAAUCGUUCAAUUCGGCUAAAUAUUUAUAACGCGCUUUUAAUCUCGAAAGCAUUGCUGAUUUAAUAUUUUCUAUUCCAUUGCCACGCUAUCAUAACUUUUUAUAUUUUAUACAACAAUCAGUGAUUGUGCUUUUCUUCGGUUCUCGAAAUUCUUUAUAAUUUCGAUUAUAGAAGGUAGUAAUAAGUAAUACGAUAAAAUAACAAAUUUCCAAUUGAAUUUGCCAAAAAUUUGUCAGAGC
Molecule: messenger RNA, 4984 nt
Organism: Bombus huntii
Lineage: Eukaryota; Metazoa; Arthropoda; Insecta; Hymenoptera; Apidae
Product: serine-enriched protein
Exons: 10
Coding region: 544-2916 (790 amino acids)
Molecular function (GO): protein binding
Source: RefSeq, a predicted model, not a curated record